Molecule: messenger RNA, 1929 nt
Organism: Rhopalosiphum maidis (corn leaf aphid)
Lineage: Eukaryota; Metazoa; Arthropoda; Insecta; Hemiptera; Aphididae
Exons: 4
Coding region: 1-1929 (642 amino acids)
Source: RefSeq, a predicted model, not a curated record
AUGGCCGACGUCGCCAUCCGAUGGCUGUGCGGAACCGUCGCGCUGCUGACGGCCACCGCGGUCGUCGGCCGCCUGCCGCCCGUGGACGACAGCUGGCCGGUGGCGUAUCGCCGCGACGGGCCGACGGUGAUCGACGUGUGCCGGAUGACCGCCGUCGACUUGGCCCAACAGCCGUUCGCGCUGUCCGUGGUCGCGUUGGGACCGACGCCCGCCGGGUUCCUGAGAUCGGUGCACGGAAUGGUCGGCACGGCCGUACUGAUGCACGCGCCGGCGGCGGACCGCGGGCCGGACGAGGCGCGAGGUGCCGACAGCGGCGGCCGGACGGUGCUGGUGAUCGUCGACGGGCGGCCCGUGGACGAGGUGCUCGGACUGAUCGACGGCGGCGCGGUGGCGGCCGCGUGGGACCAAAAGUCGCACUACGUCGUGUGGCUGAUCCGGCAGGGCGUGAUCGUCCGGUCAGCGAUCAAGACGCUGUUCCAGACGGCCUGGCAAAAGAAGUGGGUGGCCAACGUGGUGGUGAUCGCGUACGCGGCCGCGUACACGUACAAUCCGUUCCGGGACUCGGUCACCGAGCGGCCGGCGGACGCGGCCGUGCUGCGCGCCGUCGCCCGUCUGAGGAUGACCGACCUGAACGGGCACCGGGUCCGCAUAUGCAUGUUCCCCACGCGGCUCAAGGCGGUCAAGCUGCCGGACGGCUCGUACGGCGGAAUGGACGGCAUCGUCGCGGCCACGCUGGCCAAGCACAUGAACUUCACGCCCGUCUACAGCGAGCCCAGCGACGGCGGCAAGUACGGCUGGGCCGAGGCCAACUCCGAGUACACCGGCCUGCUGGGCGAUUUGGUGUACAACAAGGUGGACAUGGCGUUCAACGGAGUCUUUCUCAACGCAUACGAAUCCAACAACACGAUCCAAUACACGACACCAGUGAUGUUCGAUGAGCUGUGUUUCGUCGUGCCCAAGGCGCAACAGAUGAGUCAGUGGCGCGCGAUAUUUACGGCGUUCGACGUUCGGCUUUGGUACUGUUUGGCCGGUUCGUUUGUCGUAGCUCUGAGCGCGUGGGUUCUCAUACGGCGCACGACAAAUACAUCGUACUCGCUCACACUUCUGGCCAUAAACUUGUUCAGAGUUUUCUUAAUGGUGCCGCUCAAUCGAGUGCCGAACAACAUUUCCGAACGUCUAAUGGUCGUGUCCACCGUUCUGUUUGGGUUUAUCAUGGCUACCAGUCUGCAAGCGGUCAUGGUCAAGUAUCUGAGCUAUCCGAAAUACGAACGGGACGUCGCCACCGUACAAGAACUGUACGACACCGGCAUGCCGGUACUUUCGGCUUCCAACAACCUCAUAUUGCUGUUCGUGUCCGACGAAAGACCGGUGUACGUGAAAAUGUCAGAUCGAUUUUCAAUCAUCAAUAAUAAGUCCCUGGACAUACUCGGCGUAGUGGCGAGCAAACGGACUUCGGCUGCUAUCGGCAGGAAAAACGAUCUAGUGGAAAAAAUCGCCAGCUCCUAUGUGGAAAACAACGAAGUGUUGUUGCACAUAGUGGACGAAUGUCCGCGGUCGUUCCACAUCGUCUACCUGGUCCGCAAAGACGUGCCGUUCAUACAAGUCGUGGACCGGAUAAUCACCACGUUCGUGGAAAGCGGCAUCGUCAACAGUUGGUUUGUGCACGCGAAACCGUUCCGGCCGAUAUCCGAUUACCAUCAUCGCAAAGACCCGCACAAAGUGUUCACUUUCAAGAACGUGGUGAUCGCGUUCAUGUGCCUCACGAUCGGGCUGACCGCGAGCGCAAUCGUUUUCGUCGCCGAACUCGUCUACUUCCACAAGUUUGCGGGUCCGGAAAACCCGCGCGCCAACACCACGGGCCGCCGCUACCCGAGGAACAAAAACGAUAUUUUCUACACGACGGCCGCUCGACGGUUUUGCUACGAUUGA